CACACACUACAUAUCAAAACUAGUCAAGGUCAAAAGGGUACAAAACAAAGAUGUCCCUACUUCACGAUACAGAGCGCUACAGGUCCCUAGGCGAGGACAAGCGACUGCUACACCUCCUGCAAUGGUUGCAGGGACUGCCUAAGGCUCUAAAGAAUGCGCAGAAGGCCGAGAUGAAAGCUGAACAGAAGGCACUCUCUGAACAGCUGCAAUCUUAUCUCCAUGGCAGCCUUGGCCCCCCACUGAGACGAGCCCUCGGUCAAGCGUUUGUGGGACUGUACUUGAGUGGCGAUACCUUUAGUCUGUACGACACAGUGGGGAAAUGUUGUGACAUGGUCCGGGCCAAGGACGAGGGAGCAGCACUCGGCAACAAGCUCUGUGCUCUGGAGGUCCUGGGAGCUGUGUACGAGUCCCACGGGCGUAUGGUGGGUACGCUACUCCACGAGACUGUCACAGUACUCAUCAAAGCACUCAAAACUGUGGACUUGCGGUCAGACAUCUUCGCAAUGCUACGGAGGUUGGUGAUAGGACUGGGCCCCUCCUCAAGCUCUGCCCACAAAGACCUCUACAAGGCCCUACGCAAUGGCCUAGGGGACAAGAACAUGGCUGUCAGGAGUGCUGCAGCAAAGUGUUGUCUUGAGCUGGCCCAAUACUCCACCCUACUGUACACCACUGAGUUGGACAGUCUCUCCAAUGCUUGCCUCAGAGCCAUGGACGGGUCCUCCUACAAUGUACGCUGCUCUGUGGCCCAGCUGUUGGGAUCUCUCAUGGCCCUGACACAGCGUCCUGUCACUAAGGAAAUGAGAGGCCGACUGAAGCUUCCCUCACUAGACGAAGUGUUGGGGAUUCUGGCCAAUGGGUUUGUACGAGGAGGUGGUGGUUUCCUGAAGGGGGGCGGUCCCGAGCUGCUCAAGACAGGCAGUGCCAGCAGGGAGACACGAGUGGGCGUGACUCAGGCGUACGUUGUGUUCCUGAGUGCCAUGGGAGGGGGGUGGGUGGAGAGACAGCUGCCUCUGAUAUCUCGUCACAUCCUAGAGCUUGUAUCACACGCAAAGACCACCUCUACUCAUCUGGACGCUGUCUAUGCUCGAAGGUGUGUCGGUUUUAUUCUGCGUCAAGUAUUUGGACGUCUACUCGGAGAGGCUGCACAGCUGACUGCAGUAUGUCACCUGACACAACUUGUGUCUCAGACGGUGGGGGUAAUGAAAGGGGCAUCCUCAACACCUUCGCUCAAAUCAAAGGACGAUAAAUCAAGUAGUGAUUCUGGAGGAGAUAAAGACAGAGAGAAGGCGUCACUCCAGCAACAUGUGCUCACUUGUGCCGUGAUUGAAAUCGGAGCUCUUGUGUAUAAUCUUAACACUGCUGCCCUAGCCCUCGUUAUAGGGGACAAUGUGGGUGUGGUUUCAGCGGCCGAACUUGUUACCAAACCACCCCCUCUUCUGUUGGCUCUGACGGAUGUGCUGUCACUGCCCUAUCCUGCUAGUCGAGCUGGGGCAGCGUGGUGCGUGCGAUGUAUUGGUCUCGCACUACCGUCUCAACUCAGCCUGCUCGCUGAUUACUGCCUCAAACUGGUGAGGUCCUCCCUGACCCAGGCUGACCUUGUCUCUGGUUAUAGUCUAGCCCUGGCUGGUCUACUAGGGACAGUGCGCUACUCUGAGCUGGGACUGCCCUCAGCACAGGCUAAGGAGGUGCUGACGCUUGGAGGGGAGCUGGUGGAAAAGGGGCGUGACCAGGGAACCCUCAGUAUUGUACAGAGUGGGUGGAACCUCAUCGGAGCAUUCGUUAGCCUUGGCUCUGUGUAUGUGCGGUCCCAGCUCCGCCCACUACUGACACUGUGGCGAGGGUCGUUCCCACGCUCAGCCAAUGAGAUGAGCUCAGAGCUAGUGGGAGGGACCCCACGAUCAUGGCUGCUCACACUGGAGACCAGGGCAGGAGCUCUCUCCAGUAUUGCAAGUUUUGUGCGCUUCUGCUCUGACCUUUUGACCCCUGAGCUGACUAGACGUCUAAUGCUGCCUCUCGAUUCUGCACUCGCUAUGUUGUCAAGUUUGCCGGGACUGGUGAAGGUUCACGGAGUUCACAUCAAGGCUGGUGGUGCCAUGCUGCGACUGAGGCUCUUCCAAGCACUAUCUCUCCUGAGCCCAUCUGCUUACGAGGGCAGUCUCAAUGCAUUACUACGGGAGCUGGUCACAGAGUUCACUCUCUCCAAUACACUGGCCAAUACAAGCACCUCUCUGCUGCGCUCCAUGUGCCAUCAUGAUGAUUCUAUCCUCCUCGGCUCCUGGUUGGAGGAGACUGAUCAUCAUGACGUAGAGGAGCAGCUGCAGCUCAACUCAGCUGCAGGGUCUGGAGCACUCGAGCAUGACACCACCUCUGUCUUCAUGGCAGGCAGCAAGGGGACUCGAUUGCCUGACCCCCUGCCUCUGGGGGUAGGUGUGAUAGACUCUGCCAUUGUGUUGUUUGGUAAAGCAUUCCCAGCAGUGUCCUCCAAACAUCGCCAGCAGCUGCUCACUCAUUUCAAGGACUCGGUGAAACAAGCCAAGUCAGCACGACAAGACGUCAUUCUCAUCAACAUCUUCACUGCAUUUCUGGCAGCUCUCAGAAAUCUUGUGGAGAACAAAGCAGUGUUGGGAGAGCAAGAGUUGCUCUUGAACGCAUACGAUCUUAUCAAGGGUGCCCUGGCCAGCUCAGAGCCCAUGCUACGCUGUGCUGCUGGAGAGGCCCUGGGGAGAAUGUCCCAGGUGGGAGGAGAUGCAGCAUUCGUUACACAGAUUGCACAGACCAGCUUCGACUGUCUCAAGUCUCUGAGGGACGUAGUCUCGCGUACAGGCCACUCACUGGUACUGGGAUGUCUUCAUCGCUAUGUGGGGGGGAUGGGCUCUGGACACCACUUCCAGAUGAGUGUGUCCAUCCUACACAGCCUCACACAGGACGUGGCAUCACCCACCGUACAAGUGUGGGCGCUUCAUGCUCUGGCUCUCAUUGCUGACAGUGGGGGACCAAUGUUCCGUAACUAUGUUGAGCCCACCCUCGGCUUGAUGCUCCAGCUCCUAGUGACCACACCUCCCUAUUAUGUCGAGGUUCACCAGUGUCUGGCCAAGUGUCUGAGCGCUCUCAUCACCACCCUCGGCCCUGAGCUUCAAGACACCUCUCAAUCGAUGAACACAACUCGUACAACCUGUUUAACCUGUUGUGCCAUCGUACAGGAACACCCGGACGCUAUAGUCCAAUCAGCUGCCAUUGGAUGUCUACAACAACUGCAACUGUUUGCUCCACAAUACGUUACCCUCUCGACCUUAGUCCCGAGGCUCUACCAAAACCUCCACAGCUCUCACCUGCUCCUACGCAGAGCCGCAGCUAAUUGCCUGAGGCAGUUCACACAACGAGAGCCUAAGACGGUCUGGAGCAUACGUCCUGAGGGGGCGGGUGGUUUGGAGAAUGUCGUACUGGUCAAAUUAGACGUGGAAACGGACGCUAAAUUGUGCGAAGAUUUGGAAGAGAUUUUGUUCAGUUUGUUGACCUCUCUUGCGCCCGAGAAUCCGAUCAAAUGGCUCAAACUGUGCAAUCAUGUUCUUGCAGCCUCGCUUGAGAAGACGGGCGCGUCAGGUGGUGAUGGAUCAGGUGAUCACGACGAGGACGAGGAUGCGGCCAAGUUUACCACCGGAGAGUCAGAGGAGUCUCAAAGGGCUACCAAUAUCUCACCAAGAUGGCCGACUAAAGUUUUUGCUGUCGAGUGCUCGAGGAAAAUCUACGCCGUGUGUAAGAAUGACCCCGUGCACUUUGACCUCUCACUGGCCCAACAGAGGAAGAGAGAAACACAAGGUGACUCUCUGGUGAUGCACUUGGCUGAGCUGGUGAGGACUUCCUUCAUAGCAGCCACUGCCAGUGUUGAUCAACUUAAGCUGACUGGCUACAAAGCUCUUAGAGACGUGGUGGAGCUGUUUGCUGGGACCUCUGAUCCUGACUUCCCUGGCCACCUGCUACUCGAGCAAUAUCAAGCACAAAUUGGAGCUGCUCUGCGUCCUGCCUUCACCAAGGAGACUGCUCCCCAUGUGACUGCCAUGGCCUGUCAGGUGUGCAGUGAAUGGUUGGGCAGUGGUGUGUCACGUGAUGUGGGGGAUCUCAAACGUGUCCAACAACUCCUAGUAUCUUCGUUGGACAAGAUGGGCCGAGGUGCAGAGGCCUCACUGUAUGGAGAGUCUGUAGCCACCAUGGAGGGGCUGGCAGUGCUCAAGGCCUGGGCAGAGCUGUACAUUAAAGUGACGGAGGAUGGUCUAGCUGAGAGUGGAUCUAGUGCCAUGGAGCUACUCAACCCUCACUUGCCGAGUCUCAGCAAAUACUGGCUGGCCGCACUACAAGACCACGCCCAUUUGACCCUCCCCCCUGAGUUUGCCAGUCAACUGCCCCCCACUGGCGGGACCUUCUUCACAAUUGAUGCUAUGCAUAUUGUGCGUCCUUACUAUGAUGCUAACUGGUCCUCCCUCCUGCACGCAGCAGCCAUUUGGCUGACAAUGAACACUCUAGUCGAUAAAAAACCAUCUAAGUUAUCUGUUGUUGGUCUAUUCUCUCCUCCGGGUGAGGGUGGCUCUGAUGACUUCCACCUGGUGUUGGGGCUGGCUGUACAGUCACUCUGUUUCUCAUCCACACUGGACCAACCGCUAACGCUCAACGAUUGUCUACAAUCUCUUAAGAUUCUUGUCUCAUCGGAAACUGUUAAACAGCGACUGGCUAGCAAUGACAAGAUGGCGUCUGAACUUUUGAGCGUACUUCAUCGAGUGCUAUUGACUUGCUCUAACCCAGCCAUGCAUGUACUGGCUCUACAGAUCUCUCAGCUGAUUGGUGGAUCGCUGACGAUGAAUACCAAUACAGAGGAUGAUCUUAUGUUGUCUCCUGCCUACUCACUGCUUAAAGUGGCUGCUUGCUGUUUAUUCAGGUUAAUCCCUGGCCUCGAGUCACUACAACCGCACGCCCACUCCCCACCUCUGACCAAAACCCCACCCACUCCACACACCCUCUCUCUCGUAUCCCACACCCUCCCUCUGUUGGUGACGGUCAUAUCGUUGUGUCCUCCACAAGACAGUCUCUCCAUUCUACCAUCUACACUGCACAUGUUGCUGUCCUCGUUACAGUAUACUUCCUGUGUGGGUGGAGCUACAGCUGCUACCAGUGCUGGAUUGCAGUCACUCCGAGAUCUAUGUUCUGUUGUCAAACUAGAAGAUAGUGAAUUUGGAACGAAACUGAUCCAAAUUCUUCGUUCGGCUUUGGCUAGUGUAUUGGAGAGUAAGGAAUCUUCGUCAGUGGCUACCUACUCUAGGAUGGACGAGGAGACAAGACUACUAGUGAUGGCCGUGUUUCUACUCGUGUCUCCGGAGAUAUGUCCUCCAAGCUUUCAACUGUUCACUGGCUGUGCUCAGCUUCUCAACAACAGCAUCUCAGGCUCUGACUCAAAGGUCCAGACAAGAGCUCUGCAGAUAUGCAAGUCUUUGUUCCAGAAGGCCUCAGUGUCUCAAGCUAGCGUCUCUUUCAUUCACAGCGUGGGGCCGUGUGUUGUGAGGUUGGUGGAGGGUUGUAUGGCUGGAGGGGUCGAGUCAGGGGUCGUCACCGAGGCAACACAGGUACUGGAAGUCCUCUUAGAGGCUACAAAGGACGAAAAUAAGCCACAGAUGAUGAAGUUUCUCAUUCCUCUGUACGUGUCACUGCUGUUGGAGCCCACUUCCCUCCAGUCUGCCUCCAAACCAAUCAAGCAGAUCCACGAUCACCUGUUGAGUCAGGUGACCCAGGUGGGACCCAAGUACCCCGACAUGUUUAGAAGCAUCAUGCAGACCUCCCCCGAGUUGAAUCAGCGUCUCAAGGCAGCGCUACAAGCCCGCCAAUCAAAUGGUCCGAGGGUGACAGAGAGUGGGAGGAAGACGCAGCAAGCCCCUGCUAUUAAACUGAAAAUGAACUUUAGUAACUUUAAUUAAAAACUGAGUGCACACAUUACUUUGAUUGUGGUUUUUAACUGUGGUAAAAUGUUGAUUGUUUAAUGACA
Molecule: messenger RNA, 6025 nt
Organism: Halichondria panicea
Lineage: Eukaryota; Metazoa; Porifera; Demospongiae; Suberitida; Halichondriidae
Product: HEAT repeat-containing protein 5B-like
Exons: 22
Coding region: 51-5957 (1968 amino acids)
Biological process (GO): retrograde transport, endosome to Golgi; endocytosis; intracellular protein localization
Cellular component (GO): endocytic vesicle; Golgi apparatus; membrane
Source: RefSeq, a predicted model, not a curated record